GGUCCAGUUCGAGACAGGAUGCACCGCUCGUGGAAAUCCGCGAUUAUCCGUGCGUUUCAAAUGUCAUAAUCUUUCGGCAAAAUCGUCCGCGUUGCGCUCUAAAUUUCUCACGUGUAUUUCGCCCAUUCUUGCCAAGUUUCCGGUUCUAAUUAUCUCAAUUGAUUUUUAACGUUCUGUGAGUAUACAUAUCAAAAUUAUAUGUAUGCGUGUGUACUCUCGCAUUUGCUUUCCUUGAUCUUCUCCCUCUCUUCGAUAUGAAUCAUUUAUACGAUUCUAAAAAAUACAUUGAUUAUAAAAUUCCGUUAUUAUAAUUAAUCGUCGUUUCUUUAACGCGGCAUAUUGUCAAUAAUAUAACUUGGAUGUAAUAAAGCGCGUCGUUAAUCAAAUUUAGCUUUCAGUUUUAUAUAUAUAUGUAUAUAUUUAUAUGUGUUCUUUGUUUUGCAUUGUAUAUAUCUCUGAUCAUAUUUUGUAGAACGCAAUAUCUUUGCAAAGAGUAAAAGCAAUUCGCUUUAAUCCUCUCUCUCCGCAAUCCUUGACAUUAAAACUGUAUUAAAACGUUUUCAGUUUAUAGGUUAUAGUGUAUAGGAUGUAGGAUUUAAGAGAUAAGCUUUUUGAUGUAUGAAUAUUUUACUACAGAAGAAAAAACAUUUUUAACAUGAGACACUCCACUCCGACAAAAGGCAGUAGAUGCAUAAAAGUUGUUGAUCCGCAAAAGAGAGGAAUGGCUAUACCGAGUGCAAUACUUCAUAUUGUAAGACCUGUAUCCAUUAAGCAGAACCAUAAUACCUCUCCCUCUUCAGAAAACAGGCAUCAGAUUUUGAGAGCGCAAAAUUACAGAAACAAUCCUGCAUUGCUGCUCUCAGAAACACCCUUGCAUCCAUUAUAUGAUCCCUUGGAAAAAUCACUUGAGGUAAAGAGAAUCGGCCACUGGAAAUCCAAAAAUCAAAGCACAAGAUAUACUAUUUUUGAAAAGACUGAUUCUUCAAGUAUCAAAAAAACCAGUAUUUCACAAAAUUCACGAACGCCGAAGAGAUUAUCUCACAGGGAAAAGAUUAGUGCAUUACAAUUUCCCAAUAGGGUGCCUGCAUUACAAUCUGAACUAUUGACAGAUAACAAAGAUCUACGCAAAGCAAGUUCAAGAUCUAUAAAAUUAUCAAGGAAAUGCAACUUGUCACAGAUGAAAAAGAGUCAGAUGAAACAAGAGGAUAUACUUGCACUUUUGCCGAAGAUAGAGGCAAUUAGUAGUGUUAUUCGUAAACCAAUUGUGUCAUUACCAAGUAAAUCAACCUAUAAUAUUGUGGACAUCACUUCCACACUAUCAAGCUGCAAGAUUGAAAAUAAAAAAACGUUUGCGAAUAUCGUAAAUAAGGCGAAGUCAAUAUCUAGUACAGUGUCAAAUCAUUUGCAUUCCAGUAACAGCGAGUAUGAAAUAAAUGUGUUACAUUAUGAAAAUGAUUUUCCACUGAGAAGUAACUGCCCACAGUUUGCACAAUCUCAUUCAAAGUCCGAUAUCACAAAUUGGUCCUCUGUCUACAAUUGUGAUUUAGUCAAAUCCCAGACUGACAAUCUUACUAAUGAGAGAAAUGCAAUAAAAGAUCAUAAAUGUAACGAAGGCAAGACUGUAGAUGAUAUCAAAUAUUCAUGGGAAAUGAAUAAUUGGAUGCCACUUCCUCAAAGAAAAGAAACCAACGCAUGUGAGAUAAAAAUUGCUGAGAGAAAUGCCAGAGGUCCUUAUGACUGUAAAAUAAAAUAUUCCUGGCAAGUUAUUGGAAUAAGCACACAGACAUCGCAUACUUUAUUACAAAAUUUAUUAAGUAGUGUCAGUACAGAGGAUAACAAGUCUGCGUAUAAGAUGUGUAUUAAAUAUUCCUGGCAAAUUAUAGGGAUUAGUACGCAAGCGUCUUUGCACGAUUAUAAUGAUUUAGAUUAUUGGAAUGGCAUGUUGCUGACACCGAGUAAGAAUUGUAAUGAAAACGAGGUUGAAAUCGGCAAUGCUAAGACAUACGUUAAGCCGCAAGAUUACGCGAUAUAUCCAGAGAAAAGGUUGAAGAGAUAUUUGAUAUUAAACAAUCAGCAGACUCAAACGUUUGCCGAGAAAGAAGUUCAAGCCGAUCCUAACGAUUUCUAUGCAAAAUAUUCUUGGCACAAUUUAAUUAAACAAUAUCUUCAAAUUGUUGUUUUUCCAGAUAUGGAACAAAUUUUAGAAACACUGACCAAACAAAAGUCAGAUAAAUUGAAGCUGGAGCAAAUCAAUUAUGACGAAUUAUUGCACAAGUACAUGAUAAAACCAUUAACGCCAAAUAUUUCUAGUAAGAAAUCUGUGAUACUCGAUAACAGUAAUGAAAGGACGAAGAAGGAAGAACUUCUGAUGAGAUUAACAUAUGCAUUAAAGAGAUUAAAUCAAUAUGAACAAAAUAUUGAUAAAAGGAGCACAGACGUACAAUGUCUUGACACAGAAGAUACUUUUGUACAGAAAAAGGAGAUAUUACCCCAGAAUGUGGAGGAAAAUAUCAAGGGCAUUAUGCAAUCUGCACAGGAAUACAUAGCAAAAUUAGAUUAUCAAUUGAAAGAUCUCGACAAUGCUGAUCAGCAGAUAGAAAAUAGUAUGAUGAAAACAUUAAAAGAUAUAGACGAGACGUUUCAAUCUUUGUUAGAUGAUGUAUGCUACAAGGUCAAUAAGAGACGCGAACAGCUGAUACUGGAGGCAGAAAUUCACAAACAGGAGAGUCUAAUACCGUUGAGGGCUUGUAGAAGAGAAGUGGAAGCGCAAGUGCAAAAUGCACAGAAUAUCAUAUCGAUGAGCGAGGAUAUUCUACGGAAUCCACGUCAAUACAACGCGAAUGGAUUUGGAAAGAUCAUUUCCGCGAGUAACGAUAUAGGCAGGAUCCCGGCAGUACCGUAUUCUGAGGAACUUCCGAAUAUAAAUUUCGAUCGUCCAUUGAACUCGUACAAUGACGAGAUUGUGGAACAAAUAUCGAAACUUGGGUGCAUCUCCCACACAAUUCCCGUUCAGAUAAUGAAUGUUGAGGAGAGACCGGCAGGCUUGUUCGUUAAAUGGCAUGUAAUUAAUCCGGAGUACUAUGCCGAGGAACAGACAUUCGUCAUAGAGAAGGCUGAUGGGGAGAUUAUUGACCCGACAUCGAGCAAGUUCGAGACGGUGUAUAGAGGAUCUGAGACUUCUUGUUUCAUCAGAAAUAUACCUGUUGAUCAACCGGUUACGCUUAGAGUCAAGAUACAAGCGGACAAUGUUGCAAGGAGUGUACAUCACGUUGUACGAACUUCUAUACCACCUUACAGCUGGGAACUUGAUAACGAGAAUUAUAUGAUCACUAACGGUAAAACUGUUAUAAAAGUCACAGAUACCAUAAGCACGCUGUUUUCACGAGGGCCUCAAUUCGAUGCAAAUCACAUCAUCGAAUUUAAGUUUUUAGAAGUUCCGCAAGAAGGAAAUGAUGACGAAGGUAUUGCAUUAGUUUAUGAUCCGCAAGGUAGUCACGAUACUUUGAAGAGAGUAGCGUCGCUGAUGAUCACGCCUCAAGGCAAAAUCUUCAUGGACGGUGACGAGAAACUGAUGCGCCUGCCGAGAAUGCGUUUCGGUUCGGUCAUAAUGAUCUCUACCUUCCGGAAAAGUGCUCACGUUCUGCGAGUUAAUAUCGAGUCUGAAAAUAAAUGCGUCACGUAUGACUGGCGCAUACAAACACCGCUGUAUCUUGCAGCUCGGUUUACAGAGCAUAACAAAUGGCAUCUGACAAUCGAGUAAUGAAAUGAAAUGCAUACAAAGUUAUUUUCAUUACAGGACACAAUGUAAAUUUGCUGCAAUAAAGAGAGAAAGUGCCUUACA
Monomorium pharaonis (pharaoh ant) is the source of this 3841-nucleotide messenger RNA. RefSeq lists its product as uncharacterized. The transcript has 7 exons. NCBI's taxonomy places the organism in Eukaryota, Metazoa, Arthropoda, Insecta, Hymenoptera, Formicidae. The record is from RefSeq and is a predicted model, not a curated record. Bases 656 to 3760 code for a protein of 1034 amino acids.